AUUUAGAUUGAGUCUUAGAAAGGGAAGAUCCGACCAUUAGCUCAAAAGUUAGCCUAAAUGGUCUAUUUAAUUUUUUUAAGUAAUUCAUCUUCAAUAAGAUGUUGAAGCCACUGGAGGUAACCCGUAAAAAAGACCAACUUCCACAAACGACCAUUUUACUAUGGAACAGAAAGUGGUCUCUCCCGAAAAGUUUAACUAUAUAUUUGGUUUUUUUAUUUGUGUAUUAGUACCCUCAUUAUAGCUGAUAAAAAUUAUUCUUUUCUAGGUAAAAACAGAUAAUACUGUAAGAGAUCAUAACUGCACUAAGUUGAAAAUGGCACUCCCCUAUUGUGAAAACUUAAAAAGAAUUGAUUUAGAACUGAAUAAUGCAAACUUUAUAUCUGCGAUUCAAUCAACUCUGAAUAACAGUUAUGCAAGAAUUAUUCAUCUUGAUAGAUACAUUUAUCCAAGCGAUCAUAUGCUGGCAGAAUUCUCAUCUCGAGUAUAUCACGAGGAAGAAAAAUGCUUACGUCCAAUGGAACAAAUAUGGAAGAAAACUGAGCUGGAUAAUAAAGGCGAAACGAUAUCCAUGGCUGAAGUACAAGAGGGAAUAUUCGUGGAUAAAGAAAAAUGGGUUUUAUUAACAACUGCAAAAAACUCUGGUGAUGGUUAUUUUGGUGCUGCAUACUGGAAUCCCGAACAUCAGCAAGUUGUUAUUGCACACAAAGGCACAAAUCCGAUGAGCGUGAAUGAUCUUUGGACUGAUUAUGAAGGUAUUUUAUCGAAUGAAUACACUUCUCAAAUGAGUUCUGCGGUUUCUUUUGCCGAUAAUAUUGCGGUCGAACUGGAAAAACUCAAUAAAAAACAAUCAGUCAAUUUGACACUGUCAAUUACUGGACAUUCUUUGGGAGCAUGGCUUGGACAAAUUACAGCUUUUUCUACUAAAUACCUAACUGAAGGCGCGAGUGGCUUUUUUGUAAGAAACAGAAAGGAAGGUUUUCAUUCCCAUACAGUAGUCUUUGAUAGUCCUGGUUGCAAAGACAUGUUGUUGAAAAUGGAAAGUGACUUUGAUGUACGCUACAGCGGUAAAGCCCAUUCAUCUUUCUUCUUGGAUGUCACAAUUUACCUCUCCGCACCAAAUUUGGUGAAUACUCUUCACUCACAUCUUAACGUUGGUAAUUUAUAUCGAGUAUUUAUUGAAAAUAUACCCCGCAGAUCAUCUAGUUGGGAUUGUUUUCAAUACACGAUGGAAACUCACAAUAUGAACAAAAUUAAAAAUGCAAUUACUUCCAAGGGGACAUGCAAUUCAAAUGAAAAGAUAAUGAAGAUUAUAGACUGGCCAUUAGUAAAAAAAGGAUUAUGUGGAAUUAUUGCUGAAAAAAUAAUUAAUAUAUUUAAAAAUAUCCCCAACGAAUAUGAACAUUUUCAUGAAACAGCUGACUGUAUCAACGAUUAUAAUCCACUUCCUGAUGAUAGCGAAUAUUGUACUCUUCGUUAUCAAGUGCAAAGUAUGGAAAAAGGAGAAUGUACUGCUAAUAUUUUCACACGAGCGGAGUUUGAAUUUCUGAAUGGUUGUCACCGGUUAAAGCAAUUUUCGAUGCUUUCUGUCGCAGAUGACUUAUUUCUUUUGCUAGAUCAAAAAUCAAGAGGAGUGAUAAUUAAAGACAAAAUUGAAGAAAUACUGCAAGAUCUUGGAAUAAAAAAGGGAGUAGGGCAAGGUAUUAUUAAACACAAUACGGAAAAACAAUUGCAAAAGUUAAUUAUUUGUGUCAAAAAUAUUUUAUUUGUUUUUCCAGAUAUUCACAGUGAGAUAACUAAAUUGAAGAAUUUAGAAGUUUUUAUCAAAGUGUAUGAAAAACAGUCUCUUAAGUAUUUUAAAUCUAUUGAAUAUAUUGAACUAAAGAAGGCAACGAUGGAAUAUAUUGAUUUUUUAAAUAACGCUGACUUGAAAUUGUUGCAAAUAAUUUGCAAAGUGCAUCCUGUAGUUGGAAUCAAAAAGCUACAUAAGCUUCUAAUGGAGAAUAAACUUGUCUAUGAUGCUAGUAAAACAUUUUUUCUAAGUCUGAAGCAACUUUUAAAUUUAGAGCAGUUUUUUGCUUUGUAUGAAUUUGUAAAACAAUUAGAUAAACACGCUUUGAUGUUAUUUGUUGUUGAAAGUGAUAGUGAUCUCUGGAAAAAUGAUAAGAAAUUAUUAAUUAACUAUUUUAUGAAAAUAUUGAAUAUUUUAAAAGAUAAACAAAAAUUUAAGCUUAUAUUAUUUUCAGGAGAGAAGAAUGAUUUAGAAUAUUCCUUAGAAGAUAAUGCUGAGUUUUACUAUGAAAUGGAAGAUAAAACAAAUUUAGAGAUCAAUGAUUUAGCAGAUGAUUCACAAAAGAUACUUUUAAAUGAGACAAUCUAUUUCCAAGGAGAAAAGACAAAAUUAAGUACAUUAAUAACCGAGGAGUCAAAACAUGUAGUAGAUAAAGGAACAUUAUCGAAACUCAUCAACAAAGAAACGAUAGAAAUAGGUAAAAGUCUCCCCAAUUUAGGUGAUAUUGAAAACUGCUACAUCCAUCGAAUUUUUAAUCAGCCUACAAUUAAGAAAGAUAUUAAAAAUGAAUGCAAAAUUUAUAAAACCUAUAACGAUAAAAUUCAAAAAUCCAGUCUCAAUCGAGUGCAAGACAUAGUGUUGAUUUCUGAUAAAAGUGCAGAUUUUAAUGAAUUGUGUAAUGUAUAUAAAAAUCGAAAUAUUCAUUGGCUGAAAGAAGGAGAUAACCAAUUUGUCUGGCAAAAAUCUAGAGGUGCUCUAUCAAUACUACGUGAUUAUAUAGAUACAAAAAAUGUAACUGAAUUUCGUGACAUAGAUGAACGUUUAGUAAUUAUAAGUGCAGUAUCUGGAGCGGGAAAAUCAACGGUACUGACUAAACUAGCACAAGAGAUAAAAAACUUUGAUUCUUCUCUGUGGGUUGUUAGAAUUAACUUGAAUGACUAUACAGAAAUAUUUGCAAAGACUGACUUCAUUAAAGACAAGGACAACAUUUUUAAAUUUAUAAUGGACAUAGCUCCCUUAAACACACCUCUGGAGCGAGAUUUAUUUAAGCAUAGACUUAUUGCCAUAGGUAAAGUUGCUAUAUUAUUUGAUGGAUUUGAUGAGAUUGUUCCUAGAUACAAAGAAAAAGUUGUUGAACUACUAAAAGCUUUAAAGCUUUCAAAAGUAGAGAAACUCUGGAUAACUACACGCCCACACAUGAAAAAUGAACUGGAAGAUGUAUUAAGUGUGCUUUCAUAUAGUCUAAGGCCACUAUCUAGAAAUGAUCAGGUGAUGUUCAUAAAAAACUAUUGGUGUAAUAUUCUGGGAUUUAGCAUCAAACAGAAUUUUGAGCGUUUCACCAAUGAACUACAAGUGCUACUGCCCACACUUAUCUCGGAUAAAAAUAAAGAAUUUACAGGAAUUCCAUUACAAACAAAAAUGCUAGCUGAAGCUUUUCACGAAAAAUUUAAAACCUCUUAUGAUCUGUCCAACAAUAAAGAAUCAAAUAUAUCGAUAAAAUUAGAUCUGAGGAACUUAUAUGGAGCCUUUGUUGAAAGCAAGUAUAAAAGGCAUCUUUCAGAGAAAAAGAAAUGGGAUUUAUCAAAAUCUGGUUCAGAGUGUGAGACGCUAGCCGCAUUCUUCAUGAAAAAAUAUUCCUUGUUAGCUUUAUGUGAACUUUUCGAUGAAGAAGAUUUAAAUCAGCUUCUGGUUCAAGAAGAAUUGAAGACGAUAAAAUUAUCCAAGAUAGAGAUACAAGAAGGUAACGAAAAUUCAGGUUUCAUUAGUCAUAUUGUUGCUACCAAACCAAUUUUUAUUCACUUCAGUUUUGCUGAAUAUUUUGCUGCACUUUUUUUCUCCAAGAAUAUAGAAAGAAAAGAAGUAACAAAAUUUUUUUGCCAUCAUGUUUAUGGAGAAGAACAUAACUUAACCAGCAUCUUUUUCGAUCAAAUAGUAACUGCUGAUGAGCAUACCUGUAAGAUGCAUAUUGCAGUUUUAAGCGAUGAUGGAGAAAAAGUAAAACAAUUAUUAUCAAAUGCAGAAAAAGCAAAAGAUUUCAUUAAUGCUGUAGAUAAAGUAGGAAGAACAGCACUGCACUUAGCUGCUGCAUAUGGAAAUUUUUAUUUGGUUAAGACUUUGUUAGGUUACGAAUUUAGAGUAGAUGCUAAGGAUCACCUACUUGGUUGGAGGCCUUUAAGAUAUGCUGAUAAAGACGGUCAUUGGGUAACUGUUGAAUUACUCCUUAGAAAGGGUGCGAAUGCUGGUGACAUGUAUGAAGCAAUGAAAAGCCUUGAAACUUACGAUGUUGAGAAUCCUAAAAAGACUUUAUUACACAAGGCGGCUAAAAAAAGUUUGGUAAAGAUUUUAGAGAACCUCAUAGAAAAUAAAAUAAAUUUGAUUAAUGUUGUUGAUGAAAAUGGGUGUACUCCUCUUCAUUAUGCUGCAAAUGAAGAAGUUGCUGAACUUUUAAUAAAACGGGGUGCCAAUAUUAAAGCUAAAAAUAUGUUUGAAAAAUCACCUCUGCACUAUGCCGUUCAGCACCAUAAGUACGAAGUUGUUGAACUUUUAAUAAGAGAAGGAGCUGAUGUUGAAGCUAAAAGUGAUCGUGAUGAAACACCUUUGUUUUUUACUACCAGUAAGAAGGCAUUCGAGCUUUUAAUUGCUAAUGGAGCUGAUAUAAAUGCUAAAAGUAGAGGAAAUAAUACACCUCUGCACUUUGCUGUGAUGAAUAGAAAGGAUGAGAUUGUCGAGCUUUUAUUGAAGAAAGGUGCUGAUGUUGAAGCUAAAAAUUGUUUAGAUGAAACUCCUCUAUUUUCAGCUGGUACUAAGAAGACAUUCGAGCUUUUAACUGCACACGGCGCUGAUAUAAAUGCUGAAAAUUUAGAAAAUAAUACACCUCUGCACUUCGCUGUUAUGAAUAGAAAGGAUGAGAUUGUCAAGCUUUUAUUGAAGAAAGGUGCUGAUGUUGAAGCUAAAAAUUGUUUAGAUGAAACUCCUCUAUUUUCAGCUGGUACUAAGAAGACAUUCGAGCUUUUAAUUGCACACGGUGCUGAUAUAAAUGCUAAAAGUAGUGAAGGUUAUACACCUCUGCACUUCGCUGUUAUGAAUAGAAAGGAUGAGAUUGUCGAGCUUUUAUUAAAAAAAGGUGCUGAUGUUGAAGCUAAAAAUUGUGAUGAUGAAACACCUCUAUUUUCAGCUGGUACUAAGAAGGCAUUCGAGCUUUUAAUUGCACACGGCGCUGAUAUAAAUGCUAAAAGUAGUGAUGGUAGUACACCUCUGCACUUCGCUCUUACGAAUGGAGAGGAUGAGGUUGUCGAGCUUUUAAUUAAAGAAGGUGCUGAUGUUGAAGCUAAAUAUUCUGAUGAUAGAACUCCUCUAUUUCUUGCUGAUGGUAAAAAGGCAUUCGAGCUUUUAAUUGCACACGGCGCUGAUAUAAAUGCUAAAAGUAGUGAAGGUUAUACACCUCUGCACUUCGCUCUUAUGAUUGAAGAGGAUGAGGUUGUCGAGCUUUUAAUAAAAGAAGGUGCUGAUGUUGAAGCUAAAGAUUCUGAGGAUAAAACUCCUCUAUUUUUUGCUGAUAGUAAGAAGGCAUUCGAGCUUUUAGUUGCAAUUAGCGCUGAUAUAAAUGCUAAAAGUAGUGAAGGUUACACACUUCUACACAACUCUGUUAAGAAUGGAAAUGAUGAGAUUGUAGAACUUCUUAUAACAGAAGGAGCAGAUGUAGAAGCUAAAAGUAAUCAUGAUGAAACACCUAUGUUUUUUACUGUCAGUAAGAAUGUAUUCGAGCUUUUAAUUGCAAAAGGUGCUAAUAUAAAUGCUAAAAGUAGUGAAGGUUAUACACCUCUGCACAGCGCUGUUAUGAAUGGAAGAGAUGAGGUUGUCGAGCUUUUAAUAAAAGAAGGUGCUGAUGUUGAAGAUAAAGAUUACUUUGAAAGAACACCUAUUUUUUAUGCUAGGAGUAAGAGAGUACACGAGUUUUUAAUAGCGAAUGGUGCUGAUAUUGAAGCUAUCAAUGGCGAAAGUUUAUACGCCGAUGGAGUGGGCUUUAAUGAAUACUUAAUUUAUCAACCAUGCAAUGAUUUUCCCGGUUUGUAAUAGUGUCUUAGGCAGAUGUUGUGCGAAAGUUUAGAAAUAGAUUUUCUUCUAAAAUCAAGUUAAGAUUAUGGUAUAAAGAGAUUGCUGAUUAUAUUUCUGAUUUUUAUAUGUAUAUUUUCGCAAGACAGUUUGCUAAAAAGAAAUUUAUCUGAAAAGCUAUGAUUGUAACGCCUCCUAUUUUGACUGGUUUUGAUUUAUUGAGUUCCACCUUCUGACGUUGUGAUUCAUUAGAUUUCGAUAUGAUUCUGUUUGUCCUUCUUGAAAUAAAAUUUCUACCCCGAUGUUUAUAUUUUUUGUACUAGGAUUUCUACUAGGCUUUUUGUACUAGGAUUUCUACAUUUUCUACUAGGAUUCUAAUAAUAUGUAUGCUUUAAUUACAAAGCACUGUAAUAAUGUCCUCGGAACGAAGUUUUCUUUCGUAUUUAAUUUCGAUUUAAUAUAGAUUACAACAAAACGAGAAGCACAAAAAAUUUUCAUUUCUUCUACAAUAAGUACUGAAAAAUAAAUUAACGAAUUAAAGAUGGAAACUGAAAAUAAAAUUUGAAAUAAAUUCAUGUAUGUUUAAAAAUUCAAAACAAAAAUAGAUGUUAAAUUUUAGAGUUUGAUUUCCUUAAAUAUACUUUAUACUAAUAAUGAAUAGUGAUAUCUAAAUGUGACUUCUAAAGUUAAAUCGAAAAUAUUUGAUAUCUUUAUUGAUAUUGAUAUCUAUUGUUAUCUAAUAUUUAAAUUGAUAUCUUUAUUUAUUCGUUUUAUGAAGAAAGCAUUAACUUCAUUAUUCAGAUGUUAUUUUAAAAUAAAAGGACUUCAUAAAUAGCGCUUUACAAUUCUGCUCCGAAAAAGGUAUGCAAAAAAAUUUAGAGUAAUGAAAAACAAUUAUUUGAAGUACUUCUUCAAAAAGUAAAAAUUUCAUUGUUAUUUGCGCAAUGAGUAUCAGAAAUUUAUGUAUGAAUUAUAUAAUGUUAAAACUAAUAUAUUGAUUUUAUCUAUUUUAGAAACUAUUAUUACCUAUUAGCGUGUGCUACAUUGUAAAACUCAAGUUGCAAUGUUCAUUUUAACAUAUGCAAUUAAAACAUCAAAAUUUGAGGAGAAGAGGAAUCUGUUUAUAUUUCCUGUUGUUUCAUGUUGUUAUUUAUUCACGUUGAUAUUAUUAAUACUGUUGUUUAUGUUAUUAUUAGUGUUGUUAUUAAAUAUAAUUAUGUAUCGUGUUGGCUUCAUCUCAUAAGGUAGUUGUUUGAGUUUUUAACAACACCAAAUUCUAAGGAAAUACUUAUUAUAAAAUACCUAUACCUAUCAUACCAGUGAAACUUCUGUUAGUUGAUCACUUUGAGAGGCAUAACUAUAAAUGUCAACUGAGACAAUUGAUCAUCUUAUAGAAGAGGGAUAUAUGUUUUCUUUUAGCAUAUUAUUUUUGUGUUUGUCACAUUUUUAUUUCAAAAUUACGAAAUGAAUUAACUUUUUAACAUGAGUUUUGUAUUUUCAUCAUUAAUCAUUUCAUAUCUCUUAGGAAAUUAAAUUGAGUGACGAAAUUAAAUGUAAUUCGUUACGUUUCUUACAUAUGUUUGUUACAUACAUUUGUUACAUAUCUCUGUUUUUAUAAAUAUAUUCUAAAAUUAUUAGUGUACAAAAACUUAUAUGCAAUUAAAAAACUCAAUAUUGCAUUCAUUGCA
Molecule: messenger RNA, 7749 nt
Organism: Parasteatoda tepidariorum (common house spider)
Lineage: Eukaryota; Metazoa; Arthropoda; Arachnida; Araneae; Theridiidae
Source: RefSeq, a predicted model, not a curated record